Racocetra persica is the source of this 156-nucleotide messenger RNA. The record is from the annotation of a GenBank genome assembly. Lineage: Eukaryota; Fungi; Glomeromycota; Glomeromycetes; Diversisporales; Gigasporaceae.
GAUUUAGACUUAUGUUUCAACCAAAUUCAGCAGACUCAUUGUCAAGACACUACUAGCUCGCAGCAUCAUAACAGCUCUAGUUCACAAGAAAAACUCUCUACUCUACAACACAAUCAUGAGUUCAACGUGCCCAGACCCAACAUGAAAAACACAGCA